UUUGAAGUAAUUAGGCCUUGGUAUCUAAGUUGAAUUUUGAAAAAGACUUAUGAUUAGUCCACUGGCGUGUCUUAGAUUAGGUCCCUGAUAGAAAGAGCUUUGUCUAUCUACUGGCUACUCCUCAGUGAUGGUGAAUGGCGAACUUUUUGUCCUUGAUAUUGCUUUUGCAGUCAAGAGCGGUAAUAGAAGAGCGCCCUUGGUUCCUUUUCAUAUAUUUUUUAGCGGUGUAUGUGCUUGGGGGGGAGGAGGUUGAUGCCUCUAGCGGCUCCAAGAGUGGUCUUAUAGCAUAUUUGUGGCAAGUGCAAAGGAGUUUUUAAUUUUUAACCUGCAAUUAGCAAUUCUUACUUCAAGUCUAGCAAAAAAAAAUUUUCUUCAGGUUACAAGGUUAAUUUUUCUGUUCGUGCAUGUCUUGCCUUUUGGGAAAUUGGAAAUCCUGAAAUUAUCCGCUGAGUUUACUUAUUAUGGGUCCUCGUCCUCUACAGUUUUAAUUGUCUUGUUAAACACCAGUCUGCUCUGCUGCCACAACUUUUUCCAUGGGACAGACAAUGAUCUUCCUCCUUCACAUCAAAGUAGAUCUCUACGGCCAGGCUAUGUGGGUGGCAAUGGAAGAUCAGCCUUUGUUGGGUCUGGUCCAUUUUCCAGGGUACAGAAUGACAUGGAAACUCAGAUACACAAUAUUGAGCAAGAAGCAUACACAUCUGUCCUGCGGGCCUUUAAAGCUCAAUCUGAUGCAAUCUCUUGGGAAAAAGAAAGUUUAAUUACAGAGCUUAGGAAGGAGCUAAGAGUGUCUGAUGAAGAGCAUAGAGAACUUCUAUCUAGAGUCAAUGCUGAUGACAUUAUCCGCAGGAUAAGGGAGUGGAGAAAGGCCAGGGGACUCCAACCUGGCACAGGAAAUAGUGCUCAACGAACUCAUGACCGUAUACCCAGCCCUACAGCUUCAGCAUCUCGUAAGAAACAAAAAACGUCGCAAUCCUUGGCUCCCUUAUCCUUGGGCGCACCAUCUCCAGCGGGCCAUCCAUCUAUGCAACCGUCAUCAUCAGCAUUGAGGCAUGGACCUCCACCAGGAGCAAAAACCAAAAAGCCAAAAUCAUCUGUGCAGUUCCCUUCUACAGGUCAUACUGGAAGGACCCAGGCUAAUAAUCAGGGUUCUUCAGGUGCCUUCGCUACAAAUGAACCUCCUGAGGCAGCCUCUUAUGAUCCUUUGAUUGGAAAGAAAGUUUGGACAAGGUGGCCAGAAGACAAUCACUUCUAUGAGGCUGUUAUAACUGAUUAUAAUUCGGCCGAGGGCCGGCAUGCUUUGGUUUAUGAUAUGAACACUGCUAACGAAACAUGGGAGUGGGUCAACCUUAAAGAGAUAUCACCGGAUGAUAUUCGAUGGGAGGGUGAAGAACCGGGAAUGCCUCGCAGGGGCGGACGACCUGGCUCCGGUCGGGGAACAAAGAAGUCUAUGUCUCGUGGUGGUGCAGUUACUGGUGCAGGAAGAGGUAGAGGAACGACCAAGGUACAGCCUAAGAAAGAUUUCACUUUAUCACAAAAUGGGGGCAAGAAGAAGCCCACAGGUGAUAUUGAGAUUCUACAAACGGAUACCCUCGUCAAGGAGGUUGAGAAGGUUUUUGGUGCCAAUCAACCCGACCCCACAGAAAUGGAGAGAGCAAAGAAAAUGCUAAAAGAACAUGAACAGGCCCUGGUUGAGGCAAUAGCCAGGCUUGAAGAUGCUUCUGACGGUGAAAGUGGGGCGAUAAACGGAUCAGCAAAGAGGCAGGAAGAAACAACAGUAUGACGAGUUGGGUGUUGAAGUGGCAAAUUAACAAGAUAUCCGACUUCGUUCCCUGAGGAAGGGGGCAAUGACACAUGACCCAAACUUGUACUUUGUUAAUAUGCUAUGUUUUAUAUUGUAUCAUUAGCAGGUUUUAUCUAUCUCUUAGGCUAGCACCUAGCAUGUUGGACCGGUUCCCAUCUGGUUGAAUAUAAGCUGUGUAACUUUCUCAGAGAACAAAGCAUAAUGGACGGUACUUAAUCUCUCUCUCU
Messenger RNA from Neltuma alba, 2028 nucleotides. RefSeq names its product protein EMSY-LIKE 3. The coding region runs from base 656 to 1780 and encodes 374 amino acids. Gene Ontology annotation, biological process: defense response to fungus. The transcript has 10 exons. The record is from RefSeq and is a predicted model, not a curated record. Gene Ontology annotation, cellular component: nucleus. NCBI's taxonomy places the organism in Eukaryota, Viridiplantae, Streptophyta, Magnoliopsida, Fabales, Fabaceae.